CUUGUUUGCGGAGGCUGAGCUAGCGAGGGUAGAUGGUUUUGGUCUCAGAGCAAGAAGGUGGAACUUGUCUUGGUGAGGGCAGAAGAAGGGGUGAAGAGGGUGGCGACUGUUUUGCAGGUGCAAGAUCCUAGUGCAUGGCCUUGGAGCCAGUGGUUACACAGAGAAUGGGGCCAGAGAGAAUCUGUCCAAAUGAGCAUGAAGAGCUGGGGCUGCAAGAGACACCUGAUGAAACCCCUGAACCUGCUGGGGAGUGGAGUAGUGAAGAACCUGAAGAGGAGGAAGAAGAUGGUAGCAAUGGCUACUUGUACCAGCCACUGAACCAAGAUCCGGAUCAGGGAACAACAGCAGUUGAAGGAACAGAACCCAGCACAGAGCCAAUCCCCGAUAUCAAUGAGCGACUUCAGGCAAUGAGACUGCACCUGCCUGACCCUCCUGUGGACAGCGAUGAUGAUGAUGAGGGAUCUGCAGCUCAACACAGUCGCAGCUCUAUCCCUAUGGAUCCAGAACAUGUGGAGUUGGUGAAAAAGACUAUGGCUGGAAUCAAGCUCCCCAUACUGGGAAUCCCUGCAUGGGCCAAUGAGAUCUCGGAUGACCAAUGGCAGGAUAUGGUGCAGCGAACACUGCAAGCCCGGCAGAAUCAGAGUAGCCCUAAGCCAGAAUGGAAAUGAAGAUUGGCUCUUCAGUGUCCCUGCCUACAAAAGAACCUGCUAAACGUGAAGUGCUGCAUUUUAAACUAUCAUCUCUGAACUGGUUGGGUAGAUAUUUAUCUUUCACCAGCACUGAAGCUCCAUGUUCACCUUGUCACAAUCAAAACAUGGCCCAGUUCUUUGUGAUGCCCAGUCAUACCUGAGUGGUUGUGAUAGUGAUAUCAAACUGUUUUCCUAAACAUGGGGGGGGGAAUCCUUUCAAAGAAAUAACCAGCCUGUGAAAUGGCCCUUUGGACAUGCAUGUUCCAGCCUUGUCAUUUCCUCUUCUCCACUCCCCCCUCCUUUCCAUGCGACACAUGGGCUAAAGAGCUAAACAUGGCCACAAGGUGGAGUCCAACAGUGUCAUCUUUUCAAGAGAUCCAUUUUAUUUAGUUCUGUACAUACAGGGACAUCUGUACAAAAUCCAACACUGUCAUACUAUGUAAUACUCUACUGAAAAUAAAGUACACCAUAUGUACAUAA
This is a messenger RNA of Rhineura floridana, 1169 nucleotides long. RefSeq names its product male-enhanced antigen 1 (gene MEA1). Gene Ontology annotation, biological process: spermatogenesis. The transcript is spliced from 4 exons. Lineage: Eukaryota; Metazoa; Chordata; Lepidosauria; Squamata; Rhineuridae. Bases 135 to 668 code for a protein of 177 amino acids. The record is from RefSeq and is a predicted model, not a curated record.